Cladocopium goreaui is the source of this 420-nucleotide messenger RNA. The record is from the annotation of a GenBank genome assembly. Lineage: Eukaryota; Dinophyceae; Suessiales; Symbiodiniaceae.
AUGCUGCCAUAUGUGGGUGCACCGCCUCAUGAUCGACUCAUGAGUAUGCACCCCCUGAGCAACACGAGGAGUGGUUGCGCCAUGAACAACAUGACAAUGAAAGAGGUGUGGGCGAGGCGGAAACUAGGCAACUUCGUGUUGCAGAAUUCCACCUCAGAGUCCUAUCAAUCUCACUGCGAGGCGGCUGGGCCCGAAGCAGUGGAAUUCAACUCCAAUGACACCAUCCAUCGGGUCCGGCAGAAACACACACGGUCCAAGCUGGCGCCCUGUGACAAGUACAAAUGGAUGAAGGUGGCGUCCACCAACAUCGGUUGGCACGCGGACACGGACCACGGCAAGAGUUUGCUCCGGCAUCCGGUGUCCCUUGGAGAUGACCCAUUUUUUUUGGAGCAAGAGGAUGAUGACCCACUUGCAAUGUGA